Molecule: messenger RNA, 351 nt
Organism: Diatraea saccharalis (sugarcane borer)
Lineage: Eukaryota; Metazoa; Arthropoda; Insecta; Lepidoptera; Crambidae
Source: the annotation of a GenBank genome assembly
AUGUCUGUAAAAAGUUCUAAAGGAACCCAGGCUAAGGGUAAGCCUAAGACGGAACAGCCUAAGGUGAGGUUACCAUCACCGCCAUGUCCUUGGCUCUGCAGCCUUGUGCCAACCAACGUUCCUCGUCCAGGUCCAGCUCAAACAGUUUUACAUCCUAGAAAAGAUGUAUUUGUUCUAAAGGUCGCUAAGGUGGGACCUAAUGGUGAUCGUCGGUGUAAAAUGGAACUCGAACUUGUCACACCAAAGGGUCCAGAGAAGAAGGCAUUGUGUCGCAUCGACACAAGAGAGACACAGUGUGAGCCUGAACCACCAUGUUGCUGCUGCAUGCGACCGAAAAAGAAGAAGAAAUAA